UGAUUUAUUUGUUGAUUGGAUUGGUGGAUGCAUAUGUAGCCAGACAAACAAACAAACAAACAAUUUAUUAUUAACGACCUUGUUUAUCACAAUCACAAAACAACCAAAAAACAAAACGACAACGAAUUAUUUUCUCGGGAAUUUCUUUUCUUAACAAAAAAAAUCUUCAUUCAAAAAAUGCGACUAGCAAGAUUUACCGAAUUUGGUAAGAAAAUAAUCUGUGUUGGUAGGAAUUAUAAAUUACAUGUUAAAGAAAUGAAAUAUUCAUUACCAACAACAACACCGAUUGUUUUCUUAAAGCCUCCAACCGCUUAUGUAAUUAAUGAUGGUCUAAUUAGGAUACCGAAAAAUUGUCAAGAAUUACAUCAUGAAGUUGAAUUAGGUAUUGUUAUUGGAAGAAAAGGUUCGGCAGUAAAUGAAAAUGAAGCUGAUGAUUUAAUUGGUGGUUAUGUAAUUGCAUUAGAUAUGACAGCAAGAGAUCUACAAUCAAAAGCAAAAAAAUCAGGUGAACCAUGGUCAAUUUCGAAAGGAUUCGAUACAAGUUGUCCAGUUGGACAAUUUAUACCAAAAGAAGCAUUGCCAAAUGCUAAUUCAUUAGAUAUUUGGUGUAAAGUUAAUGGUGAAUUAAAACAAAAAGGAAAUACUUCGGAUAUGAUGUUUACAAUACCACAUUUGAUUAGUUAUAUUAGUCAAUAUUUUACAUUAGAAAUUGGUGAUCUUAUUCUAACUGGUACACCGGAUGGUGUUGGCCCUGUUAAAAGUAAUGAUAUUAUUGAAAUUGGUAUCGGUGAUGUAUCAAAAGCAUCAUUCAAGAUUCAGUGAAUUUUGAACAAGAAUUUUUUUCG
Dermatophagoides pteronyssinus (European house dust mite) is the source of this 845-nucleotide messenger RNA. Its product is annotated as oxaloacetate tautomerase FAHD1, mitochondrial-like. The record is from RefSeq and is a predicted model, not a curated record. Gene Ontology annotation, molecular function: acetylpyruvate hydrolase activity. NCBI's taxonomy places the organism in Eukaryota, Metazoa, Arthropoda, Arachnida, Sarcoptiformes, Pyroglyphidae. Gene Ontology annotation, cellular component: mitochondrion.